Messenger RNA from Mus caroli (Ryukyu mouse), 4449 nucleotides. It is a transcript of the gene Usp22, whose product is annotated as ubiquitin specific peptidase 22. Lineage: Eukaryota; Metazoa; Chordata; Mammalia; Rodentia; Muridae. Gene Ontology annotation, molecular function: cysteine-type deubiquitinase activity; zinc ion binding. Gene Ontology annotation, biological process: protein deubiquitination. The record is from RefSeq and is a predicted model, not a curated record.
CCUCGCCCCGCCCUCCUCGAAGUCAGAGGGUGCUGCGCGUGCGGUGGGUGCUGCUGUCGCCUGCCUGAGUUCUCAACGCGGUCUUUGUCCCCCAGCUUUGUUCUCGCCGCCCUGGCGUCGUCCUCGCCCCCGUCGCCGCCUGCCCCGCGCGCCCGGGCCUUGCCCGCCAUGGUGGCCAGGCCGGAGCCUGAAGUCGAGGCCAUGGACGCUGAGCUGGCGGUGCCGCCGCCUGGCUGCUCGCACCUGGGCAGCUUCAAGGUGGACAACUGGAAGCAAAACCUGCGGGCCAUCUACCAGUGCUUCGUGUGGAGCGGAACUGCCGAGGCUCGCAAGCGCAAGGCAAAGUCCUGUGUCUGCCAUGUCUGCGGCAUCCACCUGAACCGGCUGCACUCUUGCCUCUACUGCGUCUUCUUUGGCUGUUUCACGAAGAAGCACAUCCAUGACCAUGCCAAGUCAAAGCGACACAACCUGGCCAUCGACCUGAUGUACGGAGGUAUUUACUGCUUCUUGUGUCAGGACUACAUCUAUGACAAAGACAUAGAAAUCAUUGCCAAAGAGGAGCAGCGCAAGGCUUGGAAGAUGCAAGGUGUUGGAGAGAAGUUUUCAACUUGGGAACCAACUAAACGGGAGCUGGAACUGCUGAAGCACAACCCAAAGAGGCGGAAGAUCACCUCCAAUUGUACCAUAGGUCUUCGUGGACUGAUCAACCUGGGGAACACGUGUUUCAUGAACUGCAUCGUGCAGGCGCUGACCCACACCCCGCUCCUGAGAGACUUCUUUCUGUCGGAUAGGCACCGCUGUGAGAUGCAGAGCCCCAGCUCCUGCCUGGUCUGUGAGAUGUCCUCUCUCUUCCAGGAGUUUUACUCAGGGCACCGCUCCCCACACAUUCCAUACAAGCUGCUGCACCUGGUGUGGACGCACGCCCGGCACCUGGCGGGUUAUGAGCAGCAGGACGCACAUGAGUUCCUCAUUGCAGCCCUGGACGUCCUCCACCGGCACUGCAAAGGUGAUGACAAUGGGAAGAAAGCCAACAAUCCUAACCACUGCAAUUGCAUCAUUGACCAGAUCUUUACGGGUGGGCUCCAGUCUGAUGUUACAUGCCAAGUCUGCCACGGGGUCUCCACCACCAUAGACCCCUUCUGGGACAUCAGUUUAGACCUUCCUGGUUCUUCUACCCCAUUCUGGCCCUUGAGCCCAGGGAGCGAGGGCAGUGUGGUUAAUGGGGAGAGCCAUGCAUCCGGGACCACCACUCUCACAGACUGCCUGCGAAGAUUUACCAGACCAGAGCACUUAGGAAGCAGUGCCAAGAUCAAGUGUAGCGGUUGCCAUAGCUAUCAAGAGUCCACAAAGCAGCUCACCAUGAAGAAGCUGCCCAUUGUGGCCUGUUUCCAUCUCAAACGAUUUGAACAUUCAGCCAAACUUCGGCGGAAGAUCACCACAUAUGUGUCUUUUCCCCUGGAACUGGACAUGACGCCCUUCAUGGCCUCCAGCAAAGAGAGCAGGAUGAAUGGGCAAUACCAGCAGCCCCUGGACAGUCUCAACAAUGACAACAAAUACUCCCUGUUUGCUGUCGUUAACCAUCAAGGGACCUUGGAGAGUGGCCACUACACCAGCUUCAUCCGGCAGCACAAAGACCAGUGGUUCAAGUGUGAUGACGCCAUUAUCACCAAGGCCAGCAUCAAAGAUGUACUGGACAGUGAAGGGUACCUACUCUUCUAUCACAAACAGUUCCUGGAGUACGAGUAGCCUCCUGCCUUGCUGGCCAGAGAAAGAGAGAGAGAAAGAGAGAGAGCAAGUUGGCAAACUUCCCGACAUGAUCCCUGCUCCCCCCAAAUCAGAACACCAUGGCAUUCCUCCUGUGCAGGCGAGCCUCCCUCAUGGCCUGCACUAGAUGUGUCAGGUGGGAUGAGCAGAGUGGAGUGCGCCCUUGACGGAAAGGAGCUGCCUCCCCAGCACCUGUCCUUUGAGCCUUGUAGGCAGGGGAUGGAUGUCUUCAGAGCAGACCAACCACUCUGCCUGCUGCUUCACCCUGCCAUCCCACCUGCCUCCUUGAAAAUGAGCCCGUCAAAGCUGUAGAGUGGGCAGAGAUGGUGCCAGAGGGCAGAGUGCUUGCAGCCGCAGCCCUCUGGCAUGAAGGGCAGAGGGUGUGUCUCUUCUUUCUAAAAUUGUAAGAUAGCCCCCAGGCCCAGGUUGAGGCCACCCGCAGGCUACAAAUACAUCUGUCCUACAGAUAACUUAGCAUCAACUGCAUGUGGAAACAUCGGCUCAGAGGUUCCCUUUGUUUUCUAGAAGUAGGUGUCUUCUUACCUCUACCCCAUUGCUCUUUUUCCACGGUGGUGAGUUUCCUAAACGUGAUAGUAGUGAAGUGAAUGAUCAUUGAGUUAUACGGAAUUCUAGAUGAUCCUCUCCCCUCUGAGAGCAUGUCUUGCUCUUUUGAUCAGUGUUGUUUCCUUGCCCUUUGCCCUGCCUUCCUUCUCAUACAGCUGGUGGCCAGGCAGAUAUCAGAGUCCCUGGUAUCUUGAUCUUUGCAGUGGAUUCCUUGGUGGCUCCAUUGACCCAAUCCUCCCAUGUUUCUUCUUGGUCUCUGGUCUUUUUGCCUGCCCAGGGAGGUUUAGUGGCUGUGUGAGAUUUGAAGCUGAGUGGUCCAGGUGGAGACUGCAUUGCAUAGUGUCACCUGCUUGCCUCCAUUCUGUGUUCACUAUAGUUUCAGUUACAGCCAGAAUAGGAAGACUCCAUUACCAGUUCUGCUGGCAGGGUCAUUCAUGAAGUUUAUUGUAAGAUAUUUUGCAUGUAUCUCUGGACAAGCCUAGGUUGUCCACUUCUGAGCAACUGGAAUCUAGGGUCUUGGUGUCUCUCCUCAUACCACUGCCUUACCAGUGGUGCUUACCCAGGAGCCUGUUGGCACCCACCAAGGAGUUGCCCAUCAGAAUAGGCAAGUAUUUCCUCAGAGCCAGGCUCUGAGCCGUAGACCCAUAGCAGGUAACACGUGCAUCGUGUUUGCAUAACAAGUACGGCUGUGAUUUAAAUGACAUAUAAUUAUGUGUACAGAUUUUUUUUUUUUUUUUUUUUUUUUACUNUUUGAAAAUAAGAUUUUGUUUUUUCACUUACGGGCUAUAAAAGAGCAGUACAGGGCCCAGCCCAGCUCCUUAGCUAGCGAAUUGCGAUGGAAUGACAUAGCUGUGGCAAAACUAAGUGGCCACUGCUCAAUCGGUGUGAAAAAUCACUCGAAGUCAGGGGCAGCAGAAACUUUGUCAUGUAACAGUUGCCCUGUUCUCUAGUGUGUUUCUGUUUCUGCAUUUAAAGUAAAGAACAGACUUGAAGCAUGUUUUAGAAAAAUCCUCUUUUGAGUACAGCUGAGCCUAGAUUCUCAGACAUGGACCAUGUUUGUGGGACUCUACUGUGGAGAUGCCCCAGGGGCAGCACAUUGUAUUUGUGAACAAGUCCACAUGAAAAACUUCACUGCAGUUGCCACGGGAACCAGAGCUCCAAGCUUCCUGAAGGUCUGCCUCCUUGACACUCCAGUGAAUGGGGCAUCCAGAGCAGGGGAGAUGAGCAGGUGUGCUGGCCAGGCCUGCCUCCUCUGACCCCACAGCACACGACCCAUUUCUUCCUGUAUUUGGGGCACUAAAGAGGACAGCAGCUGUUUUCUGUCAAUGUGACUUUAACCUUUUAUAUCCGAAAGCAUUCUCCUUCACCAUGGUUUUAACAUUCUAAACACUUCACUCUGUACCUGUAGCAAGGUCGGCCAUCUCUAUGGCUGGCGCACAUGCAUCUGGCCCUCCCUCUCUGUCCUGGGGUCCUCAGCAUGCUGUCUCCACUGGACAGGCAUGUGUGGAUGGCUAAGGAACAGUUUAUUUGAGCAAUGGGCUUGGUUCUUUCAGUUGCCCCUCUGGAUAGCAAGGCAGGAAAAGGGCUCCCCAUCCUAGAACCACCUAGCAGAUGUGCUCAGAUGGUCACAGAAGUGCAUCUCACCACGGGGCUGCAUUGCCUACCCCUAGUCUAGAGUCGAGAGCAGACCUCUUCCAUACACUGCUGGCGCCAGCUUCACAGGAGACUAAAGUCCUCUUCAAAUGGCCUCAAUGAGAGAGUAGGGCGUUGGGAUGGAUUCUGCAGUUCCUCUCUUUACCCCAGAAGUCCCCUCAAGCUGGGCACUACCCGAGUGUCCUACACCAUGUGAACCUGAGUGCUGUAUUCGGCUCAGUGUGUAUGCUUUUCCUUGUGUAAAAUCAUUGUUCUUUUUGACAAGUGGCUUGUUUCAUUUAUUAUAGCUUUGAAAUAAAAAAUCGUGAGGAAAAAAAAAAUCCAAUGAUUAUACUGUGGUUAGGAGUUUUAUUACCAAGACAUUUAUGUCACUUUUCUUUCCCUUGUCAUUUUGAGGGGCUAUUUGACUCCUCCCUAAUGGCUUUUAGUCUUUCCUAUAUCAUAAUAAAGCUGCAUUUUAUUCUGAAA